AUGUCCCUGAUGGGGAUCAUUAGUAUACAAGAGGGCUUCAGAAAGUUCCCGGAUGUCAAGUCAGAAACUGAACUCACCCUUGUCAAUAUCGAAAUUGUCCUUGGUUAUUCUUGGGGGAUAAACUGCUUGUUCUGUGUCGCCUCAUUUUAGGUCAUCAAGUGCAAGGCCGCGGUAGCCUGGGAAGCUGGAAAACCCCUCUCCAUAGAAGAGGUAGAGGUGGCACCCCCAAAGGCUCAUGAAGUCCGGAUUAAGAUUAUUGCCACUGCAGUUUGCCACACUGAUGCCUACACUCUGAGCGGGGCUGACCCUGAGGGGUGUUUCCCAGUGAUCCUGGGACAUGAAGGAGCUGGAGUUGUGGAGAGUGUUGGCGAAGGAGUUACGAAACUGAAAGCUGGUGACACUGUCAUUCCACUGUACAUCCCACAGUGCGGAGAAUGCAAAUUUUGUCUCAAUCCGAAGACAAACCUUUGCCAGAAGAUCAGAGUCACUCAAGGGAAAGGACUGAUGCCGGACGGUACUAGCAGGUUUACCUGCAAAGGAAAGCCCGUAUUCCAUUUCAUGGGAACCAGCACCUUUUCGGAAUACACAGUCGUAGCUGAUAUCUCUGUUGCUAAAAUAGACCCUGCAGCACCCCUGGAUAAAGUCUGCCUGCUGGGUUGUGGCAUCUCAACCGGUUAUGGUGCUGCCGUGAACACUGCCAAGGUGGAACCUGGCUCUACUUGCGCCAUCUUUGGCCUGGGAGGAGUUGGAUUGGCAACUAUCAUGGGCUGUAAGGUGGCUGGUGCCUCCCGGAUCAUUGGUAUCGACAUCAAUAAAGAUAAAUUCUCAAAGGCCAAAGAGUUUGGGGCCUCUGAGUGUAUUACCCCACAGGACUUCAGUAAGCCCAUCCAGGAGGUGCUUGUGGAGAUGACAGAUGGAGGGGUGGACUACUCCUUUGAGUGCAUUGGUAAUGUGAAGGUCAUGGUAAGUGUUCUGGGCUAAAUCCCUUUCUUCCUGGUACUGCUUGAUUUGGGUUAAGAUUCAAUAAAGUUUGUUUCUUAAAUGAGAGGCUGAUUCUACUCUAAUGAAGAUGAGAGGACUUAACUAUUCCAG
Molecule: messenger RNA, 1092 nt
Organism: Echinops telfairi (small Madagascar hedgehog)
Lineage: Eukaryota; Metazoa; Chordata; Mammalia; Afrosoricida; Tenrecidae
Product: alcohol dehydrogenase class-3
Exons: 7
Biological process (GO): formaldehyde catabolic process
Cellular component (GO): cytosol
Molecular function (GO): zinc ion binding; S-(hydroxymethyl)glutathione dehydrogenase [NAD(P)+] activity
Source: RefSeq, a predicted model, not a curated record